AUGUCGCAAACCCAUGCACUUUCCGACGACCAGGUCGCGGGCGAGCUCCGCAAAAUGACCGCCUUCAUCCGCCAAGAAGCGCUCGAAAAGGCCCGCGAGAUCCAACUGAAAGCCGACGAGGAGUUCGCGAUCGAGAAAUCCAAGCUCGUCCGCCAGGAGACCGCCGCCAUCGACACCCUGUACGAGAAGAAGUUCAAGCAGGCCGCCAUGUCCCAGCAGAUCACGCGCUCCACGCUCGCCAACAAGACCCGGUUGCGUGUCCUCUCCGCCCGCCAGGAACUGUUGGACGAGCUGUUCCAGCAGGCGCGGGAGAAGAUCUCCGGCGUCGCGGCCCAGGAUGCUGCUAAGUAUCAGACCGUGCUGAAGGGGUUGAUUCUCGAGGGCCUGUACUCGCUGAAUGAGGAGACGGUGGGCGUGGAGGCGCGCAAGAAGGACUUCGAUGCGGUUAAGAAGGCAAUUGAGGAGGCGGAGAAGGAGUUCAAGGAGGUCGUUGGUAAGGAGGUGAAGGUUGAGUUGGAUGAGGAGGAGCCGUUGCCCGAGGGAUUGGCCGGCGGUGUCGUCAUCCUGGGUUGUCAGGGUAAAAUCGAGAUCAACAACACCUUUGAGGAACGUCUGCGGCUGCUCGAGAUCGAAGCUCUCCCCGCCGUCAGGGAGACGCUAUUUGGCAAGAACGUCAACCGGAGAUUCUACGAUUAA
Aspergillus melleus is the source of this 696-nucleotide messenger RNA. It is a transcript of the gene VMA4, whose product is annotated as H(+)-transporting V1 sector ATPase subunit E. The coding region runs from base 1 to 696 and encodes 231 amino acids. The transcript has 3 exons. The record is from RefSeq and is a predicted model, not a curated record. Gene Ontology annotation, molecular function: proton-transporting ATPase activity, rotational mechanism. Lineage: Eukaryota; Fungi; Ascomycota; Eurotiomycetes; Eurotiales; Aspergillaceae. Gene Ontology annotation, cellular component: proton-transporting two-sector ATPase complex, catalytic domain. Gene Ontology annotation, biological process: proton transmembrane transport.